This is a messenger RNA of Seminavis robusta, 1677 nucleotides long. The record is from the annotation of a GenBank genome assembly. Lineage: Eukaryota; Bacillariophyta; Bacillariophyceae; Naviculales; Naviculaceae.
UACUCUAGCUAGUACCGGGACAUGUAUUGUAUGUUGUAUGUAUUCUUUGGACCACUCUGGCGAUAAAAGACGUCGCUUUCCGAGAGUGGUGGUACACUUGUAUGCAUAGCCAUGCCAAUAAAGGUCGGACAUUUGCAUGGCAAGGCCCACAACACUCAUCUGCGAAAGCAGUAGAUAGAAAGAUAGAUCUCUUCGUUACAUUUAUCUCCAUCGCAACGAUUCGCUUCAACAACCAUGCCCAAGCGUCUUCGUCCAAAACUGCGAAAACUAUCAAGAAAGAAAAAGCAGCAUGGAAUGGCUCGGUGGUUUGUUCGUUGGAUGUCCCUUGGUCUCUGUGUUGUGGGAAGCCGUCAUGUACACAGUGUAUACCUAUCCACUCUGAAUACCCAUGGACAAUAUUUGAGGGCAUUUGAUGAAACAUAUCCUACCAAGGAUUCUUCUUCUUCUUCUUCUAAUUCUUCUACUAUGACGGGGCAAGUGGGUGUGCAACUGAUUCCCACCAAUCCAUCCAGUCCUUUGAUUCGAGAUGCUCUCUUGCAAAUCCCUUCCAUCAGUGCAGAAAAAAUUUGGGAGAGUCUAUUACAAGAGGCAGUGGCGUUGAUGAAGAAUCAUCAAGCACAGCAGCAACAACAACAAACCACGGCUCCAAAGUUCAUCGCCAUGGAGGUUGGCAUGUUCCAUCCCAAGCAAUGCUUCCAAGCCGCUCGACAGGGACUUGAGGCACACUGCAUUGAACCAUCUCCACGCGCCUUUCAGCGUAUUGCACAAGCGCGCAGAAUGGAACCUGAGGAUGUAAAGACAAGGAUUCAUCUGUACAACAAGGCAGCAGGGGCAUCCCCCGGCAAAGUCACCUUUUCCGCAGGAGAUUCCACAGGAGAUCACGUGGGCACGUACGAUGCCUGGAAUAUGCAAGCAGCAGAGGGAUCACCCAUUCAGGUGGAUUCCAUUCGCUUGGAUGAUUUGAUAGAUGAAUUCAUGCCACGGAACUCACACGACAAGCUCUUUGUCCUCAAAGUGGACACACAGGGGUACGAGCCCAGCGUAUUUGACGGGUUGAAACACUCCGUCUUUCUGCAACGUCGUGUCGACUACGUCAUGUUCGAAUACUGGCCCAAAGGAAUGGACCUGUUGAGCACUGGGGAUGUCCACAAGAGAAGUUGUGUGGCACACUCUAUCUUGCAAGCCUUGCAUGAGGCAGGCUACACCCUUUACGCCUUGCCUGGCACGGCUCAUAUCAAAGCACCCAAGGAAGGCAAGAGGGCAAUUGUGAGGGAAAAAGCACCCAUGCACAACUUUCGGGAGAAUUGUCUGUACUACUAUCAAGUGGAGGAUCGGUUUCCUUCUCCAGACUACAAAAUGGGAUAUUGGUCCGACAUGUUAGCAGUUGCACCUGGGGCAUCACUACUACAGAACCCCGUCACGGAAGUUGGUCGAAUAUUCCAACUAAAGGAGUGACAUGAUUUCGAAUGUGUCCCGAAGUCAUUAGGUUGAAUACCUUGGUACACCCAGAACAGUUUCACACAAACUGAUACAAGUCUCAUCGUGACGACAAGCUAUUAGGGAGAAGCGUUAGAGUAGCCAGUAAACUUGUAAAUGUGUCCGUGAUGUAUGUAUCCGAGCUACAUACUUUUCUUCUGGUCUUCUCCUUCGUGCAUUACGGCAACUGUAAAUCACCCC